CAGCUCGGAAGGAGUAACUAUCAAAAACAAAAAACGCUCGCGCUUUUAAAUAGCGCCUCGUUACUUCUGGGAGUGCAAAUUUUUCAUCCUUGGAUUGCUUCCUGCGAAAGACCAGUCGUGGAUUAAAAAACGCCUUUUCUGUGCAUGCGAGGUUCUACCUAGUCGGUGCGUGCAAGCAGCUACAGCAGAAAUAAAUCGGAGACAUGUCUGCAACAAUUUUGUCCGAUUUCUAUGACAUCGACAUGCUGUACAAGAUGGAGAAAGGCCUGAAUGUGAAUGCAGUGCUUGACAAGAGGGCGGUGGGCGCUCCCCUGUCUACAUCAAGUACCACCAACAGUUGCUCUUACACGCCGGAUUUUUUCCGGAGCAAUUCUACCUGCAGCACCACGACAGCCAUGAUGAACAAGGAGAACAAGUUUCGGGACCGCGCGUACAGCGAGGGCGGGGACCGCAGCCCACAGCUGCAAGAGCUACUGCAGCAGAAACCUGCCUCUCAGAUCAACUCGACCCGCUACAAAACCGAGUUGUGUAGGCCCUUCGAGGAAAACGGAACGUGCAAAUACGGGGAGAAGUGCCAGUUCGCUCAUGGCUUCCACGAGUUGAGAAAUCUAUCUCGCCACCCGAAGUAUAAAACCGAGCGCUGUCGCACCUUCCACAGCUCCGGCUACUGCCCGUACGGUCCCCGCUGCCACUUUAUCCACAAUGCCGACGAACGCAGACCGGUGCCCGCCAAUGCAAACAUGCAGGGAGACCCCAAACAAACUGUACGAGAGCCGUGCACGUUCGGGCAGAGGGAGGCGGCGAAGCACCGCGUCGCUUUCAAUCGAAACGACAGGCCCAAGCUAAACCAUAGCCUGAGUUUCAGCGGUGUCACCAGCGACAACGUCCUCGAAACGUCCUUCCUUGAAGCCCACACGUCCCGCACGCCUCCGCCCCCCUACUCUCAACCCUGCUCUUCUAACCUCUACGACGAUGUCCUGUCGCCGAUGUCUUCUUCGUGCAUGAACAGUGCCUUUUCUCUUCCGCGACAGGACCUGCAAGCCCUGCUCGCACCCCUGGCUAUUAACGCGCACAACGGUUGUUAUGCCAACCAGUCCGGCGGUGGUUUCUACGGAAAUCUGCAUACCAGGGUCUGCUCGCCGUCGCCGCAGUACAGACUGUCCCUGGGUCGCCUUUCCGAGUCGCCGGUGUUCGACGCGCCCCCGAGUCCCCCCGACUCCCCCUCGGACCGCGACAGCUGCGUGAGUGGGUCCCGCAGCUCCUCCGGUAGUCUGAGCGGCUCUGAAUCGCCGAGUCUGGAUGCUGGAAGACGUCUACCAAUCUUCAGCAGGCUGUCGAUUUCAGACGACUGAACAAUUUCCAUUCACUCAUUCACUCUUAGAAGCUAUAAUAUGGGUUGGGAAAGGAUUUUGCGUGAUGCCAAGUUAUAUCGCACCGGUUUGUUUCCCAGGUCAGCACAUGUAUACGUUAAUGAUCAAAAGCAGAGCCAAAUAUCUUACAGAAACAGUUUUAGUAUGAUGAAUGUAUGGCAAACGUUAGCUUGCUAGACAAGCUGCCAACAAAGUGCAUUCCAUCCUUUUCUAAUCAAUUCAGAUUACUUCUGCAGGUGAAGGUUUGGUAUCAGAUAGUUCGUAUUCCAACACUUUAUAACGAGACUGUUUUCUAGUAUCCUGCCACGAAUAUGCCUUGGUCUGUGUGUGUGUGUGUGUGU
Molecule: messenger RNA, 1711 nt
Organism: Megalops cyprinoides (Indo-Pacific tarpon)
Lineage: Eukaryota; Metazoa; Chordata; Actinopteri; Elopiformes; Megalopidae
Product: mRNA decay activator protein ZFP36L2-like
Exons: 2
Coding region: 204-1352 (382 amino acids)
Molecular function (GO): mRNA binding; metal ion binding
Source: RefSeq, a predicted model, not a curated record